This is a messenger RNA of Spirometra erinaceieuropaei, 534 nucleotides long. NCBI's taxonomy places the organism in Eukaryota, Metazoa, Platyhelminthes, Cestoda, Diphyllobothriidea, Diphyllobothriidae. The record is from the annotation of a GenBank genome assembly.
AUGAGAGCCCUUGUCCAUGACAAUCUCUCCCAAACUAGUGUACGGCAAGUCCGCAUCCUGCUGCCCAUUCUCUCCAACUACGCCAUUUACCGGACUCACGGAAGGGCCCUACACGGUCUUGAUGGUGUUUACUCUGCACCCGGGCGCCGGCUAACUGAUCUUGACCAUGCUGACGAUAUCACCGAGCUGGCCCCCAUUCUUGGUGGUUUCACGGCGAAUGAAGUCGCAGCUUUGGUCGGUUCUCCAUCAAACGUUGGGAAGACCAAGUUGUUUUCGAGCUGCAUUCCUGACCAGGUAGCAUCCCUCACAAUUAACGGCUGUCAACUUGAAGAAGAAGAAGUAGACGGCCUCAGAUACCUCGUGGUGGGACCGAGGCCAAGUGGACAGAGGAAGAGCGACACUGCCUCCCUGACCGCUGCUGCCCGCAGGGUUCACUCGAUUCUUAGAAAACAUCCAUGGACCCGACGCGACAUAUCCAUCGUCAAGGUCAGCAUGUACCCUACAUCCGUCCAGAUAGUUUUCCUCUACGGUUAA